AACGUACGUGUCAGUGUGUAUUUGUUGUCCGUGGGAUUUAAAAUGAUUUGAUUAUACUCUGACAUGUCAGUUAGGUGGUUAAAAAAGGGGGAGACGAAUGUACCAAUUUUGCAGCACAUGGAGGAUAAUUAGCUCCAAAGCUAAAAAGAUAACGCCAAGACCUCUGUGGUGGUCAGACAGCUGUCACACGGGUCCUGAUGUUGUUUUACAGCCGAACAAAGCAAAAGGAGCCCCAAAUACUCAGGUAACCAAAACACGCAAAAAGCAAAUAUCUUCAUGUCAACCAGUGCUGGACCAUUUUGACCAGCAAUACAGUCAGGAACUUGGAGACUUGUGGACACCUGCAAGAGCAGUGCUCCUGGACCCUCACUCCUGGCAAUAUGGGGUCAUGCUCAACCGCUUCACUACAGUGACAAACAUCAAACAGACUCUCCAAUCAAAGGGAUUUUCCACAUUGCUGCCUCAAACAGAUGCCUCCACACUGUGUUGUGAUGUCCCCACAGCGUCUAAAUCUAUAUCUCAAGAUGAAAAAUGCCCUGUUUUGCCACCUCACUGCAUCUCCAAGUGUCCUUCUGAUGACUCCCAUGUUCAGCUUGUCAGCAGCUCUCAUGCGCUCAGUCAGCUGCCUCAAUCAGAGUCUUCACUCAGAUUGCCCUGUUCUUCACUACAGUGUUACAUCCACCCAUAUCCAGUGUGUUUCCCCUCCCAGGCUCACAGGCCUGGUCAACUGAAGCAGUACUAUCUCCUGAAUGCUGCAUCCCUGCUUCCAGUGCUGGCGCUGCAAGUCAGAGAUGGAGAGAAGGUUUUGGAUCUUUGCUCUGCCCCUGGGGGCAAAGCUUUAGCCAUAAUGCAGUGUGCUACCCCAGCAUUUCUCUGCUGUAAUGAACCAGAUCCACACAGACGAGACUGGCUGGCUAAAACCCUGGAGUCUUUUCUGCCUCACUCAUUAACUAGCAGAGUGAUUGUGUCUGCACAGGAUGGACGGUCUUUUGGGCAAAGUGAAGAGGGGACAUAUGACAAGGUCUUAGUCGAUGCUCCUUGUUCUAAUGACAGGAGCUGGUUGUAUUCUUCCAGUGGCCAACAGGGGGAACAGAGACUGAAAGAAAGAGCCCGGCUGCCUGUGCUCCAGGCUCAAUUACUCAGGUCUGCACUGUCAGCCGUGCGUCCAGGGGGCGUUGUGGUUUAUUCAACUUGCACACUGUCCAGCUCUGAGAACUAUGCUGUGGUUGAGACAGUGCUGAAUGACUGUCCUGAGGCUGAACCUGAAGACCUGUGGGAGGAGAUUGCUGUUCCUUUAUCAAACUGCUUUACAUUUAGUCCAACUCACCGUGGUCAUGAACAGACACCUCACAAGCCAUCCCUGCAGUCACAGUACGGCGCCAUGUCCACUUAUCACCACAGACUCGGCAUACUAGUGGUUCCUCAGCCUCGGAAAACCUGGGGACCGAUGUUUUUGUCUCGCAUUAGAAGGAGGAAAUAGUGUUUGUCUUCCUGAGCAGAAGAGAUGUGUGAAAACAAGUAGAUACACUUCAUGUGUACAACUUUUGUUUUGUUUUUCUAGAAAUAAAACUAAAAUACCUCACUCAAUUGGGUUUUAAUUCUCAAAACUACCAGCAUGUGCCAAUCUAUAGGACAAGAAAGAAAAUAAAAGCAGAUUAGACAUGCUGUUGCACACACAUCAAUGUCACCACUUACAGUAAAAACAAAAAAAGUAAUGAGUGUUAAAGCUUUUCUUGUUCAUAGCUGCUGUUUAAUUUUUAUAGUAGAUGUUUCUGUUAUCGACAUAAACAUCAACAUCUGGCUAUCAACAUAAAAAAACAAUAGGAAAAGAAUAUCAAUUACAUUCACACUGAACUCCAGUGAUCUGCAUCAAAAUAAACCUUAGUCAAUUUACUUUUUUGGUUUUCUUUUCACUGACUUCUCUAUGCAUUUUACUGUAUUUAUUUAUUGAUUAUAACCCUUCCUUUCCUCUCUGCUGACAGUAUCAAAAAGGAGGGUCUUUAAAAACAGAGAAUACAAUAUGACACUUAGAGAUGUGCACUCUGUAUCGUCCCCCAAAAAUAUGCUUCAAGAAAACUCAGUACUCAUACUUGUACUGCAGUUGUAACACUCAUUUGCUGCAGCUGUCACAUGUAAAAAUUGCAGAGGCUGUUGCAUGCAUGUUCACUUCUGCAGACCAUAUCUGCUUCUGUUUUCUUUCCUAUAGUUGGUGCAGGUUGAACUGGACUGGGUGUUAGGUGUUUCACAUCAAUUACACUGUAUCCUCUUAUAAACAAGUUGACUUCAAUUUUCUAAGAUGUAAUAUUGUCAUAUUAAACAUUCAUUCACCAUUUAUUCUGUAAGAACCUGGUGUGAGUUUUCUAAAUACCUCAUUUGAGGCUCA
Molecule: messenger RNA, 2383 nt
Organism: Scomber scombrus (Atlantic mackerel)
Lineage: Eukaryota; Metazoa; Chordata; Actinopteri; Scombriformes; Scombridae
Gene: nsun3
Product: NOP2/Sun RNA methyltransferase 3
Exons: 6
Coding region: 98-1480 (460 amino acids)
Biological process (GO): rRNA methylation
Cellular component (GO): mitochondrial large ribosomal subunit
Molecular function (GO): methyltransferase activity
Source: RefSeq, a predicted model, not a curated record